Molecule: messenger RNA, 4488 nt
Organism: Seriola aureovittata
Lineage: Eukaryota; Metazoa; Chordata; Actinopteri; Carangiformes; Carangidae
Gene: bag5
Product: BCL2 associated athanogene 5
Exons: 3
Coding region: 1426-2895 (489 amino acids)
Biological process (GO): negative regulation of protein ubiquitination; regulation of inclusion body assembly; protein stabilization
Cellular component (GO): cytoplasm; nucleus; cytosol
Molecular function (GO): protein-folding chaperone binding; adenyl-nucleotide exchange factor activity
Source: RefSeq, a predicted model, not a curated record
AUAAUUUAGAAAUACUCUCCCACUAGUUAAAGUCCUGUAUUAUACACGCAUUUACAUUAUACGCAUAUGACAUAUAAAUAUUUUACAAAUACAGGUAUGCAAAGGUAUUUUCACCUGUCACUUUUUAGAGAAAGUAAUUCUUCAUGAAUUAAAUCAAGAACUCAUUACUCAUUAAGCAGAAUUGACCAGUGCAUCAUAUUUUUAUUUAUUUGAAUGUAACACUUAUUAUUAUAAUAUGUACAUACUAAAAUACUACUACUUUUUUACCUUAUAUUUUAUAUUCCAUGCUAUACUAUGUUAAUAUAUUAUACUGUAGAACUGCAUAAUGUAGGCUACAAUAUUAUAUAUAUGUAAAUACAAGGCAUUUUUUAUGUAAAGCGAAUUUCAAAUAUUUUUAUAGUAAUACAAACACAAGUAUUAUUACUCAUAUUGUACAUUAUUUUAUUUAAUAUUUCCCUAUUUUUGAACUGUAGAAAAACAUGAAAUACUCGAGUGGGUGGGCUAUAACUAGCUUGAUAGUGUACUUAGUACUACUGCGCUCUCAUUAGCUUUCCCGCCCUUGCCGCUACGUGACAAACGGUACGUCGGUAUAAACAAAUGGAGCACACUCAAUGUUGGACAACCAAAACUUACGGUUUGUUGAAAACAGUUAAGUCGAUCGCCCGCAAGUGAACACGUUCAUAUACUUUUUCCUACGUCUAUAUGAAUGUAUUUCCAAGUCAGCUAAAUUAUAUUCACAUCUCUUAUUUUUCGAUUCAAGAAAACGCCAACAAAUGGCGUUAAUUCGCAUUUAUUAAGCAAAGAGAAACUCCGUGUUAGUUCAUACUCGUGAGCAGGAAAGUAACUAGUGGAGGUAGCUAGGUAGGCUAAUGUUUAGCUUUAAUCAGAGGAGGUGCGCACUUUUCCGCAACAGUUCAGAUGGCUGUACGCUGGCUUUGCAGGUAAGGACGAAAUUAUAAAAGCGACGGAGUGGUGUUGAUUUAUUAAGACCCAGAAAACUGAAGUUAUUUGGCCAAGGUGGGGCAGAGUCAGGUGAUCAACGGUAGCCUAGCUUAAAUAGAGACAAUGGCAUUCACAGAGCAGUGUACGUGGAAAGCUGAGUCCUGUUACUGCUUUGCCGGAUCCAAAACGUCCACUUAAAUCGUCUGUAAGGUUCAGUAUUGUUUAAAUUUAUAAACUAAGUUGUUUUAAAACGAAGACUUUGCGGAGGAAGCCCCCUCGGAUCGUCUGUGGGAGGGGCGACACCAGCCCGACCGCAGUCAGUCAGUAGUCAGUCAGUCGGGCGGUUGGUGUUGAAGCUGACCGGAGCAGCAUCGCCACCUCCAUCGAGCUGCCCCCCCUGAAUUUUGGGAUUAUCCAUCUGUGGAUGCCACCGUCCUCCACGAACCGCCCUGCUGUGGCUGAUGGAAACAGACAUCCGUAAAAAUGUGCGCGAAUGUGUUCGGAGUUUUGAAAAGCCUGUUUGGGAAGCCCUUUGAUGGUGGGAAAAGGAUGGACCAUGGCGGUCCACAGCAGCAGCAACACCAUCCAAUGGAGCAGCAGCAUCAGCCGUACAAUCCGCAGCACCCUGCGAUGAUGCGGCUGUAUGAGGUCCAGAAGGAGGUGGCGUCUCUGGGGCCUCAGGUCUGCACCUUCAGCGGCCUGCAGAACGACCGCGACUACAAGCGACUGGAGAGAGAGCUGACCCGGCUGCUGCUGGAGGUGGACCAGGUAGACACGGAGGGUAAACCGGAGCUGCAGGGGGCACGAAAGAGGGCAGCGCAGGAGGUGGAGGGCCUCCUGCGGUACCUGGAGGAGAACGCCACUCAUCCAUCCCGUGUGGCCAUUGAGCAGCUGAGCAACGAGGCACGGCAGCUGGUGGACGAACGCGUGGUGGCGCCUCAACGUGCCGGCGGGGUGGCGGAAAUAAACGACGAGCUGGUGGACGCCCUGCAGGAGAUCGUGCUGAGGCUCACCCAGGUCAAGACCGAAGGCAGGGUGCCGCUGCGCAAAGCACGUUACCGGGCGCUCACACGCUUGUGUGCAGUACAGGACGUGAUCGAGGGGCGCACGCAGCAACAGACCCUCUCCCUGCCGCUGUCCGGAGACACCCAUGAGGCCGUGCACUGCAUCAACCAGGUGAUGGUGAAGGUGAGCGUGGCCCGCAGUCAACUGGUGGCCCUGCUAAUGGGCCUGAGCGGGAGGGACAGCUGCGCCCACCUGUCACGCAUCCUGACGGAGAUGCAGGUAGAGCUGGACGCGCUGGAUGUUUCCGGGAACGCAGCGAUCAGAAAUUACAGGAAACAGGUUGUGGAGGAGAUAAACGGGCUGCUGAAACAUCUGGACCUGGAGGGGGAGGGAGACGACACGCGCAGGUAUGAUUUGGCACAAAACAACUCCAUACGUGAGAUCGAGGCUGUGCGAGCUCACGUGUCGCACCUGCGAGAGGGCAUCCUGCGGCACUGCGCCAUGGGCGACCUCGGCUUCAGACCCAAAGCUGAGCUGCAAGGCAUGCUCACGCACCUGGACCAGGUGGACACGGCCAAGAACCCGUGCAUCAGAGAGGCUCGCCGCCGCGCCGUGGUGGAGGUCCAAGCUGUGAUCACCUUCCUGGACCUCCGUGAGGCCCUUGCACGCCGCCAGCCAGGCCCCAACGAGCACCCGUCACACCGGGCCGUGUGGCUGGUCCUAGGGAGCCUCUCGGACCUCCAGGCCCAGGUGCUGGGCUUUGACGGCAAGCGGGUCGACAAGAGCUACAUGAUGCUGGAGGAGCUACUGACCAAGCAGCUGUUGGCGCUGGACGCCGUGGACCCGCUGGGCGACGAGACGACCAAGGUGGCGCGGAAGCAGGCGGUGAAGUUCGCCCAGAACAUUCUCAACUACCUGGACAUGAAGACAGACGAGUGGGAGUAUUGAUUCAAUAAAAAACACAGUGUGGGAGACGUGGGCUGGGACGUCGCUGCAGGAAGGAGAGGAGCUGAUAAUGUGUGUAAAUAAAUAAAAAAAACGGUACGUUAUCAUUCCACGGGCUGUAAAUAUUGACUCAAAUCCCCAGAAUGCACUGCAGCAGCGCUUUUCUUUGGUCUCUUUGUGGUAGUCGUGGCUGACCCCGCUGAGAAGUCAACAACACAGAACUCCUUUUGUGAAACACACUUUGAAAAACAAAUUUUUUUUGUGCUUUUUGAAGAUUUUCUUUUUAAAAUCUCCAAUAUAUAUGUGUGUGCGCGUGCGUGAGUGUGUGUGCGCGUGCGUGAGUGUGUGUGUGUGAGAGUUGUCGUCGUUGCUGUCGUAUUUGAUGUGUGUGGUUGUUGAAGCCUGCUGCCAAAGCACUAAAUAAUGCCUGUUAACAGUGGUCGUAUCCUUCAGACUGAGCUUGAUAUCGAUAAAUUACUCGAGUGUGGUGAUUGUUUCGCGGUGGCUUCCCCGUCUGGCCUGAUUAAUUGGAGUGUUCGUUGCUAAUGGAGACAGCCAAUGCAUGUUUUAAAUACAGUGACCUAAUUAGAGAGAGUCCACUGAUACCGUGAGGAGCAGGGCUGGGUCCAGAUUGUGAUACCUGUUGGAUCUGUCUCUGGUUUUAGAUGCCGAAAUGUCAAAAAGUAUGAAAAAAAUGAAAUGUCACAUAACUGGAGCAUUUUCCUUUAUUUUGCUGCAGUUUGUGUAGAAAUCAAAUUUGAUCGGAUUCUAUUCGGCAAAGCAGAUGCUGCAAACAAAUGUCAAAUGGAGAAUUCAUUGAAUCUGCAAUGAAAUGUGCUUUUAUACAAUUGCGAAAGAUUUUUUGGAAGCAAUAUCUGAGGUGAAACAUCAGAAACAAACAUCAGCUGGUACUGAAGCCAGACAAUCUGUGUUUAAACAGAGGGAGGACAGUGGGAGUCUGCAUUAUUGAUGUAAGGUCAUCCUCCACUCCUGCGUGACCCUGUUUAUCCCCUCAGCAUUUGGUCCGUGUCUCUGGUAGCGCUCCAAUCCACACGGCUGUGGCAAACUCCCCAAAAUCCUGCAGACCACAGCUGUCGUGGGCAAACGGUCAAAACGACAAACGAAUGAAGUCGAGCCUCUGCACAGAAGCAUCGAUUAAGUUAGGAGCUCAAAUCUGUGUCGAGCUGUAAUCUUGCGAAGCAGCCUUCCAGCUGUGAGCAGGAUGUCUAAAAGAUAAAAGUACUUUUCCAUUUGCUUGUGUAGCUGUUAGUCUGUAAUAUGUUUCAGAUGUUUGUUGUGACUUUGUAUGUAGUCUAUAAAUGGAUCAGGUUUGAAUUCAGAGAUGGAGGAGAGGAGGCGAAAUUUUGCUGUUGCUGCUGCUUUUGUUUUUUUUUUGUUUCUACCCACUGCUUUCUCCUGACGGAGGACUGUGAGAGGUCCCUGGGGAGAGGAAGAGGAAAGGGAGGUUGAGGCGGUGAUAUCCACUGAAUUGACACAUCAAGGCUGAAGCUCGCAGGGCCGACAGUCGGGCCCUGUGCGGUAGAGAGCGUUGACGGUGAUCGCAGUCGACAGAGCCUUCUAGAAACUUCUCGGAGC